Coccidioides posadasii C735 delta SOWgp is the source of this 5355-nucleotide messenger RNA. RefSeq lists its product as uncharacterized. NCBI's taxonomy places the organism in Eukaryota, Fungi, Ascomycota, Eurotiomycetes, Onygenales, Onygenaceae. Gene Ontology annotation, cellular component: cytoplasm; exon-exon junction complex. The record is from RefSeq and is a predicted model, not a curated record. Gene Ontology annotation, biological process: nuclear-transcribed mRNA catabolic process, nonsense-mediated decay. Gene Ontology annotation, molecular function: protein binding; RNA binding.
UGAUCUUGAAAUAAAUAUAUAAAAAAGAUAUUUAUCAAAACCCUCAAUCGUAUAAUUAACGAAGAAACAUCCCACGACAUACCGUUUGCACUUUCGAGUCUCUCAAGCAGGGAAUGGCCUCAAAAUCAGCAGCGCCACCCAAAGAACGUACCAAGUCACAGUUUGCCGCGGCUGAGGCUGCUUCGUCUGGGAACGUGAAAAGUCAAGGUUGGAACCCUCCAAGCCUCAAACAGUCGCAGAGCUGGAAUGAGCAGGAUCUGAGGCAUCAUCUACAAAAGAGAUUGACGGGGUUAGAAAAGGGCAGGGAAGCCGGAUUUACAGAGAUCGGUGGGAAGGCUAUCAAAGGAUGAAAAAGUCUCACAUGGAAUGGCCUGUGUUCGAUGACAUGUGUUUCUUUUCUUUUUAUGCGCAAAAUUUCGCGCUGGGGCUGAAUUUUACAAAAAUGCUUUAAUCCAUGGACAGCAUGGCAAUGGAUAGGCGGCUUGGUUUCGCGCUGUUCGGGAAUUGACGGUCUUUGAGUGCGAAAUCGGGAGGCUGUACAUCCCGCCGGCUGUUAUGCGACUAUUUUCCUUCUUAAUCGCGCUUCAUGGCAGAAGUUGGUCUUGGACAGAGUCGUGAUGCAUUGCGCUGGUUGCCGCCGAUGUCGUGACAGGGUUGUAGGAGUAGAUAACGCUAGUCACCACACUAGUUAGUUAGUUGCACCUUAAAUUGGAGCUUAGAUAAGCGGGCAUCUCAACGCCGGCGUUCGAUGAUAUGAUGAGCGGCCGGCGGGCAGCGAGGUCGAACCGCACAUCACCUUGCUGGGUCUGACCUAACUUAGUUACCCUCAGGCGGAGCCUGAAUUUAUUUAUCUAUUUCCACUAUACUUAUCCUCAGCUCAGUACUUUGCAGAUGUGAUGUUGUAGCCAAGCUGCGGUUUCCUCUGCAUUCCUUCGGACUGCUAAAGGUUAUCGAGAAUCUUCAAGGUACCUGCAAGCUCACCCUGUCAUUCGUCAGCUCAUCAGUUCUACAAGCUUCACACUUCGACCUGCGACCGAUUCUCUUCUUUGUUCACUGCUCCUACAAAUGCCCAAUGCGGCCUCUUUCUCAGUACUACCUUUUUCUUUCGUGCUCCUUAGAAGAUACCGGGUCGCUCGGGGUUAAAUUGCUCGCAGACAUUUCGACUAAUCGGGGACGGAGGAGAAGAUGGAUCGUGCAAGGAAGAGAGAGCUGCGUGACUCAAAUAUAAAGGCUUGGAUCGGAGAACCAGAUGUUUUUCUCGUCAAUAAAUCACUUGAUUCCUCCUUGAAGAAAAACACUGCCUUUAUCAAACGUCUUCGAACCGGAAUCACCGCUUCCGCUCAACCAACCUUUCUCACGGAGAUCCGGACCCUGUCUUUACAUAAAUAUCUCUCAGAAAUUAUAUCUGCUUUCUAUGAGGGUGCUUGCAAACUCAAAUCACCUGGAGAAAUAGCAGCGGGGGUCGAAGUUGCUAGUGCACUGCACCAGCGUUUCGGUCCUCAUGAGUUCACAAAGCAACUCGGCUGGCUGCUGGGCCGCGGUAUGAGCACGCCAGACAAGGCACAACUGAAAGCUUGGACGCAAGAAGUACGAGAGAAGGAAGAAAAGGAACGUCUUGUACGGCAACGUGUUUUGCUUCGUGUCGUAUCGGAGCUGUGGCUGGUGGGGCUUCUGCGCACCCUGGACGAUGUGGAACGGCCAGAAGAUUUAGGGUCGAAGGGGAAGGAUGGAACACCCACAGCUGGUAGCAAAGUUUCCGAUGGUCAGCUAAAAGGUAAACAAUCACAUACUGCGCCGAAGGCCAGCCAAGACAAAGAUGCAGACCCGUUCCCUUUGGAGGUUAUCAAGGACCUACUCGGCUAUGAUCGUGAACAUCAGAACUUGCCCCUUGCUGUCUUGUUCGCUAAAAACUACGGUUGGGAUAUCAUGGGCAUCAAAAGAGCAGACGAUGGUAGGAAAAACGUCGAUCCCAGCGGUGAGACAACAGUGACUAGCAAAGAGGCCCCUGAGGCCUCUGGCGAUGAAUCCAUGGUCAAUAUUGGUUCAGCGGAUGACCCGCCUCUGGUAUCCGAUGAGAAAUUGCAGACCCGAUUCAGGAAUAUCAUGAUCAAGUACCUGGAUGAUGUGAAGAAGCAUGUUGUUCGUGAUCACAAAGCUCUGGCUGCCUUGAGCCGCCGCAACGCCGAGGCGUAUGUGAAAAGCGGAGAGAUUCUGGAAGACCGACAGUCCAACUUUGAGAAACAAUCCAAGGCCCAAGAAAAACUGGUUUCAAACACUCAAAUACUCUGCGACAUUCUAGGCUCGGAGAUGCCGGAACUGGCUGAGAAGGAAGGUUUAGACAGCCUCAGUAGUGGAACCAUUGGGCUUGUGAAGACUGGCGAAUAUCUGCGUGGACAAGGCGAAGGGCCAGGAAUCUGGGAAGAUGAAGAAGAGCGUCGCUUCUAUGAGAACCUUGUUGAUCUGAAGGGUAAGGUUCCGGCGGUGCUGCUUGAAGAUGGCAAGAAAAAGAAAGGCGAGGCCGAUGAACAAGCAAAAAAUAAAGAUGCUGAUCUGCCAAACGGGGUCACAUCCGAAGAUAAAAGGGAGCGGCCGGGACAACCUGUCGAAAGUACUCCUCGAGAGACGGACGACCAGUCAACAGCUAUCGUUAACAAAACCGUUGGUGCUCAGGUUGAUACCCUAUUGGCAAGGCUCCCGGAACUCCAGCAUAAAGAUGCCGUCGACCAGUUGGCUUUGGAAUUUUGUUUCCUAAACUCCAAAGCCUCGCGAAAUAGGCUGAUAAAGGCUAUGCAAGACGUCCCAAAGGGCCGUACAGAUCUACUUCCUUUGUAUGCUCGAUUGGUGGCAACCUUAGGCCAAUAUCUUCCUGAUAUUCCCCAAGGUUUAAUUUCAUAUUUGGACGAGGAAUUCCGCAGCCUCCAACGUCGCAAGCAGAAAGAGUUCCUCGGACAAGUGCGCACGAGUAAUAUUCGAUAUCUCGCUGAACUCACCAAAUUUGGUGUCGUGCCUGAACAUGUCAUAUUUCACUGCUUUAAGGUCAGUCUGGAUGACUUUUCAAGGAUGAACAUCGAGAUAAUUGGCAAUUUGCUUGAAAACUGUGGUCGGUAUUUGCUACGGAACCCGGAGACUGCACCGAGAAUGGCAUCCUUCCUCGAAACCCUUGGACGGAAGAAAGCAGCUCAGCAUUUAGGACAACAGGAACGAAUGGUACUUGAAAAUGCUAUGUACUACGUUGACCCUCCCCCAAGACCAGCCAUACAGCAGAAAGAGCGCACUCCAAUGGAGUUAUUCGUGAGAAAACUUGUGUAUCUUGAUAUGAACAAGCGCAAUUAUCCCAAGAUUCUCAAGUCGGUUCGAAAGCUACACUGGGAGGAGCCGGAGGUUGUCCGCAUACUUGAAAGUGUAUUCAGCAAGCCCGCCAAAGUCAAGUACGGCAAUAUUCACCUAUUGGCUUUACUUGUCAGCGCACUCUACCGCUAUCAUCAAGAUUUUGUUGUUAACAUUAUUGAUAAUUCUCUCGAGCGGAUCACAAUAGGCCUAGAACAGAACGAUUUCAAAUUUAACCAGGAGCGCCUUGCCGACGUCAAGUACCUCGGAGAGCUCUACAACUAUAAAAUGGUUGAUUCUCCUGUGAUAUUUGAUACUCUAUAUCGUAUCGUUACUUUUGGGCACGAGGGUGGCACCCCCAUUCCAGGCAAAAUCUGUCCCCUUGAUCUUCCUGACGAUUUUUUCCGCAUUCGCCUUGUUUGCACGAUGCUUGAUACUUGUGGCGUUUGUUUUGACCGCGGUAACUCCAAAAAGAAACUGGACUUCUUCUUAACCUUCUUCCAGUAUUAUAUUCACACCAAGGAUCCUAUGCCGAUGGAUAUAGAUUUCCUCGUACACGACACAUAUGCCCUUACUCGCCCCCAAUGGAAGCUUGCAACCGACUUGGAAGAGGCGGCUCGCUUAUUCAGUGAAGCCGUAGCGCAAAAUUACAAAGUUCAAGAUGGUAGCAAGGCAGCCGAACCUGAAGAAGACGGUGAGAGCUCCUCGUCAGAAGAUGAGCUUGAGGACGACGCUCUUGGAGAAGGCGAAGAAGAUCAGUUUUCGAGUGAGGAGGCUGAAGCUGCUGUUGAUAACACUGAUCAAGACGCCGAGCCUGAGUCCGAGGAGGAAGAAGAGCGAAUAAUCGUCACUCGACAGGAAGAGGAACGCGAUCCUGAAGCGGAAGCAGAAUUUGACCGUGCCUUUGAGAAGAUCAUGGCGGAAAGCUUGGAAUCGCGUAAAUUCGAACGCAAAGCAAUGUUUGACGUACCCCUGCCAAUGAGACGUACAACUCGCGAACCUACGGCAGCUGAAGAUCGCGAAAACAAUGCAGCAGCGUCAAACACGAUGGCAUUCUCACUCAUGACCAAACGAGGAAAUCGUCAGCAGACCCGAACAAUUGAUCUUCCAUCGGACUCCAGCUUUGCGAUUGCUAUGAGAUCUCAGCAACAGGCCGAGCGCGAGGAGCAGCAACGCAUUAAAAACUUAGUUCUAAACUAUGACCUUGGAGACGACAAUGACCUCAAUGAUGGCAACGAGAAGCGUACUUCUUCUAAACCUGAGAAGGCGAGUACUAGUCGGGGUUUUCGUGCCCGUAAACUGCAGCUUAGCGACGUCGAUUGGUAGCUACCACAACCAAAAGGGGCACAGCCGGCCCCAAACGGGCUUUUUUUAGCCUCAGUUGGCAGUUGGAAGACCAACAAUGCCAUUCACUUGCCAAUUCAGCUGCAUGCGCAGGAGGAAAAUUGGUUUGCCCAUUGCGCCCGCAAAUUCGUCCCUUUCAGACAGGUCGCGUCAAACGGACUUGUACCCAAUUUGGCGACUGCCGAAAGCACCUGUGGCUUGCCUAGCGACUUAGCAUGCUAUUAUUCGCGGAACGCUUUGCCCUGACGGUCUACGCCACCUUUAUUGAUAGCGCCAUGGCAUUUCGCCCCCGCAAUCGUGUCACUAGCUUGAUGAGAACCCGGUUUAAGAUUUGAUACUCUUAAAUCCUCAAUUCACUGUCGCAGCUGCCGACCGAUCGAGACAUGGGCGACACUCUAUUCGUAUUCGUAGUGUUAUUGUCCUUAACCUUCGUUCGAUGGCACUCAGCGAGCAACUGUAGGCAAGGUUGCGCUUCGUAGCGUUUGAGAAAAGGUUUGGUUGAUCACUUAUGCGCUAUCUGCCUCUGGUCUACCAUGAAAGCUAGCCAGUGGGAUGUGGAGGAGGACAAAUUGAGAACCAGGCAAAAAGGAGCCGCAGAUAGAUUGAUAAUUGAAGGUUGAUAUGCUUAUUUGAAAGCUACAAUGGCCACUCUACUUUGUAGAAAGAGUAGGUUGGCACUUAGCA